This is a messenger RNA of Sorex fumeus (smoky shrew), 930 nucleotides long. RefSeq names its product olfactory receptor 11G2-like. Gene Ontology annotation, cellular component: membrane. The record is from RefSeq and is a predicted model, not a curated record. The transcript has a single exon. Gene Ontology annotation, biological process: G protein-coupled receptor signaling pathway. Gene Ontology annotation, molecular function: G protein-coupled receptor activity; olfactory receptor activity. The coding region runs from base 4 to 930 and encodes 308 amino acids. Lineage: Eukaryota; Metazoa; Chordata; Mammalia; Eulipotyphla; Soricidae.
CACAUGAAAAUCUCCAAUAAUUCCAAUAUCAUCACUGACUUCAUCCUCUUGGGCUUCCCUUGCCCCAAGGAGGGACAAAUUCUCCUCUUCCUGCUCUUCUUAAUCAUCUACUUCCUGACCCUCAUGGGCAAUGGUGCCAUCAUUUGUGCUGUACGCUGGGAUCAGAGACUUCACACCCCCAUGUACAUCCUGCUUGCCAACUUCUCCUUCCUGGAGAUCUGGUAUGUCACCUCCACUGUCCCCAACAUGUUGGCCAACUUCCUCUCUGACACCAAGGUCAUCUCCUUCUCUGGCUGCUUUCUCCAAUUCUACUUUUUCUUCUCCUUGGGCUCUACAGAAUGCUUUUUCCUGGCUAUUAUGGCAUUUGACCGAUACCUUGCCAUCUGCCGACCUCUGCACUACCCGACCAUCAUGACAAGACGUCUCUGCACCAAUCUUGUGAUUGGCUGCUGGGUAUUUGGUUUCCUCUGGUUCUUGGUUCCCAUCAUUCUCAUCUCCCAAGUGUCUUUCUGUGGAUCCAGGAUUAUUGACCACUUCCUCUGUGACCCAGGUCCACUUUUAGCACUCACUUGUAGAAAAGCUCCUAUAAUAGAGCUUGUUUUCUCCACUUUAAGUCCUCUACCCCUCAUCAUUCCCUUUCUCUUCAUUAUGGGGUCCUAUGCUCUGGUUCUAAGAGCCGUAUUCAAAGUACCUUCAGCAGCUGGGAGAAAAAAGGCUUUCUCUACUUGUGGUUCUCAUCUGGCAGUGGUUUCACUGUUUUAUGGUUCAGUAUUGGUCAUGUAUGGGAGCCCAACAUCUGAGCAUGAUGCUGGAACCCAGAAGAUAAUAACUCUGUUCUAUUCUGUUGUGACCCCACUCCUUAACCCUGUGAUCUAUAGCCUUAGGAAUAAAGAUAUGAAAAAGGCCCUACAGAAAUUUCUGGGAAUAUAA